Bipolaris zeicola 26-R-13 is the source of this 434-nucleotide messenger RNA. RefSeq lists its product as uncharacterized. The record is from RefSeq and is a predicted model, not a curated record. The annotation marks the transcript as partial. The transcript has a single exon. NCBI's taxonomy places the organism in Eukaryota, Fungi, Ascomycota, Dothideomycetes, Pleosporales, Pleosporaceae.
AUGCCGAUCUCGUUACUACCCGCUUCGGCUGCGGCCUUUGCGCCCCGUUCCAACGUCAACGUUGUUUUGGCCUCAAAAGCCGAGCCAUGGUUAACACAAACCUUGAAGAGAGUCAACCGGGUCAAGCAGCCGUUGAACAGUGUACAACAACACACGCGCUGCCUGACCGAGACACUAUCCGGCCCAAAUGCCAUCUGGUCGCUUUGCUCCAUCAUGGUACCAAAGGCUCCCGACUCGGAACUGCGCAAGAACUCGAACCCGCUCGUCCAGUCUCGGUUGAACUACCAAACCAUCCACAUCGAGGCCUAUGUCGUACACGUCGACAUGGUUUCACAACAUGAGGUUGNAUUCAAGCUUACACAGGAGACCAUCGAUGCGCUUAUUGAGUACCACAAGGACAUCUACUCGGUUGAUGUCUCCGCCAGCACCUGGGA